This is a messenger RNA of Fimicolochytrium jonesii, 1203 nucleotides long. RefSeq lists its product as uncharacterized. Bases 53 to 745 code for a protein of 230 amino acids. The transcript has a single exon. Lineage: Eukaryota; Fungi; Chytridiomycota; Chytridiomycetes; Spizellomycetales; Powellomycetaceae. The record is from RefSeq and is a predicted model, not a curated record.
UGUUAACUACCACUACCUCCCCGUAAUCCGCGAUCGCUCGUCGAAAAAGGCGAUGAACUCCCGAGAUCUUCUUCUUUUGUUGCUUUGCGUUGGACUGGGACUAUUGCACGUACGACUCCCCAUCCGACGACAUGCUAAUCCACCAGAGAAUCCACUCGAAUCAGCGGGUGGCCAAGGGUUCCACGUCCGGAUCGUGAAGAUUACGAACAAGUCAGACUAUCCCAUGACGGUGAGGCAGGAGCCUUCCGGGGAAGAGAUUCACAUUCUCCCCAGUCUGUACGACGACCCGGAUAUGGACACCAUCGGGAAGAUCUCUUGGUUGUCAGUCAAAAUGACAAACUUCAGCAUCGGAGGAAACCAUUACGUGGUCGUCCGUUUCAGAGACAAUCCGGAGAGACACUAUUACGCUGGCCCAGGCGAAAUCGUACUAAAUCGUCUCGCGGAUCCACGAGAGACGAUCAUGUAUAGCGGGCUGGUCGAACAAGUCGAAUGGAUUUGGCACUACGGUCCAGAUCGUAUGUUACCCAUUUCGGAUACCGCCAAGCACCAAGACGAGCGCUUAUAUCAGGACCAAGAGGCUAGCCGUGCGUCUAGAAGCAAAGCAAAGAGCGACGACCAGCUCUUGCGAGAGGGUUGGAUCAAAUCGGAAGGGCGCUUUUACAAAUCUGUACGACGACAAGUAGUUUCUGGAAGUUGGGCCCCGAGUUUUAUCUAUUACGACGAGACGGUAGCCCAGCGCCUGUAGUGCGUCAGCGCCGCCGGUAGAAUAGUCUCUCGUUUUGCAAUGGCUGUCUGUACCCCGCUUGCGUAUCUCAUGUAUAUGGAUGUAAGAAACUGGGCUUGGCGAGGGCUGGAGGUUCGACAUCAAAUUUCGAAAGCAUGCGACCAGAUUAUUAUCCUGCAUGUCACGUAAGAUCCGUUUUUGGAAGUUGAACGGCCCUGCCGUCAUGUGUGAUAAUCACACCCAAAGGAUUAAUAUCAUUGGACGGCCGCGCACCUAUGGUCACUCUCCCACCUUGAUCACUCAGCAACAGGAUGAGGACACCCAAAGGGAAAUGGUUUUGGGUGCGAAUCGGGCAGAUGCAUGAUAUGAAUAUAUAGGAUGACCGUCCUAAGCAACCAAAUUGACUAACACGUAGUCCGUAUCUAUCAAAACUUCCAUCUGCACGAUUCCCAUUUUCUGGGGAGUGGCGAAGUUGACCC